AUGCCCAUCUGCAAACAAUGCUCUCAAUUUGGGAAAAAUAGGUACCGGAACCUUUGGAGGCUCAAAUACUUCAUCUCUGCUAGCGAUGCGCGUCGCCUUGAGUACUUUCUUGAAGGUGGUCAAAGCGAAUUCGAUUCUGGUCACCUCUACGAGGCUGAGAGAGUAGAUACGGCUUUGGAGCAAGAUAGCAGCCCACCUACUAUUGCCUCACGUUAUAAGGUGCUACAGCAAGCAAGCGACAUCAUCCGGCGCAAGGAGGCGUGCGAGCUAUGUAAUUUGAUUGCACACCAUAUUGAGAAAAGCCGUGUAGAACUGGACAGGCAAAUCGAAAUCAUACUCGUACCUUUCUGCUCAACUAUAGACAAACAUGGCAAAAAUCUGGAGACACUCCGCUUAUCAGUGUUCGAAAUACGAGAGCCAUUUGAUAGAAUGAUCGGCCCUGUAGAGGCACAUGAUCAAGAAGCUGCUUUGGAGAGGCAACCUCGCUGUAUCUUAGAACUACAGGAAUGCUCUUCUCUAGUCCCAACCAUCGAUGAUAAUGAUGAUGAUGAUCAUCAUCAUCAUCAUCAACAAACACACACUCCUCCAUCCCAGAGUACCGACACAAGGUUCAGCGGUCGUUUGGUUAGUUCGAGGAUAAAUCCGAAACUUAUUUCGAAGUGGAUAAAGCUGUGUAGUACAUUACAUGGCCCCAGCUAUGGACAACCACUCUUCCCGGAGCAAGCCGAACAAGUACUAAGAUCUUUACUUGUAAUAGAUUCAGAACGAAUGUGCAUUAUUGAUGCUCCCGUUGACUGUCGAUAUGUUGCACUCAGCUACUGUUGGGGAACGGUGUCGAUGUUAAAACACACUAUUCAAAAUUCGGCGGCGCUUCGGAAAACCCGAGCUCUCUUAGAUUCAAACGUGCCGGCAACAAUCAAGGAUGCUAUUGCGCUUGUUCAGGAAGUUGGAGAGAGAUAUUUGUGGGUUGAUGCACUAUGUAUCGUCCAAGAUGAUGCGGCCGUGCAAAAAGCGCAGUUGACGCAGAUGGGUCUUAUCUAUUCUCGUGCAGCUUUCACUAUAGUGGCUGCUUCUGGAAAUAAUGCCAAUACUGGACUUCCAGGAAUUCAUUCCGAUCCACGGAUCAUCAGCCAACGGGCUGUGAAAUUAGGCGAUAAAACUUUACUUGAAGUUAUUGAUGGGAGAGACUACUAUAGUGGCGUCAAAAAGUCACAUUGGAUCACUAGAGCAUGGACCUUGCAGGAGCAGAUUCUAUCAAAGAAACUUUUAAUUUUCACCGACCAACAAGUCUAUUGGAGCUGCUGGAAAGCUGUCUGGCUCGAAGAGGUUGUUCUUGAAGAUGUUCACGCCAUGACUUUCCUCCAUAAUCCCAUUCGAGAUCCAACGGACCACGGGUUCUUUUCAGUAAUAACUGGGCUUAAAGUUUACCAGAUGCUUGUCAACUACUACAGGCAUCGUCAACUUACAUUCAAGUCGGAUAUACUGAAUGCAUUUUCUGGCCUGUGUCAAGUCUUAGCUGCGACCGAGAAAGAAUCAUUUCAUUGGGGUCUACCAACUUCAAAUUUUGAUAAGUCUCUAUGCUGGUGGCUGCGCGGCGGUGGAAAACGAAACCACGCCUUUUGUGACCAAGUAGCAAAAAGUGGUUCAGUAACUUUGCCUGUUCCAUUCCCAAGUUGGAGUUGGGCUGCUUGGCAUGGCAGCUCUGCUCAUUCUUGGAUAAGCUGGCAUGAACACGCAUUUGAUCAAGAAAGACAACCAGCGAUCGUCUUUUACAGUUAUGACAUCGAAGGACAAUUGAAACAAGUCAGUCAAGUAUCAUCUGGUCCAAGUCGAGUUACAGAAGUCCCUUUGAAAGAUCAUCAAAUAACUGGACCACCAGAACUUUUAGAGUUCCAUCGUGAAUGGAAGGACCAACCUCAAAUAUUUCGCGAGACACUCUAUAUAACGCCAGUGAAUACAGGAAUUUUGCAUUUCUGGACGAGCACAGCAACACUUCAUAUCCUCUGGGAGCAAUUGCAAGACAAUCUUUGGUUUGGUAAAUCCGUAGAUCAAUAUUCUGUUAUGAUCUUCACUACAAACUUCCCCGAAAAUAGCUUUCCCGAAUAUGACGCCCGCUUAUAUAUGGAUGCAACAGCUCACCUAAACCUUAACAAUGUCGAAUUGUCGGAAGUACCAGAAGGUUCCAUCCCUAGUUGGAUGCUCGAAGGCCAUCGAAGGUACAAUGUACUAGCGAUGGACUUUAUCGUCAUCUCUAUGAACUACUACAAGGGGGAAAACCCCAGUCUGGUUGCUCUAGCGGUUGAAUGGAGGGAUGGAGUUGCUUAUCGAAUUGGUAUUCUCUUUAUGGAACAGACCGGGUGGGCCAAAUUGCGGAAUAGGGUUUGGAAACAAGUGGCAUUAGGUUAA
Molecule: messenger RNA, 2406 nt
Organism: Lachnellula hyalina
Lineage: Eukaryota; Fungi; Ascomycota; Leotiomycetes; Helotiales; Lachnaceae
Exons: 2
Coding region: 1-2406 (801 amino acids)
Source: RefSeq, a predicted model, not a curated record